Molecule: messenger RNA, 5322 nt
Organism: Oncorhynchus nerka (sockeye salmon)
Lineage: Eukaryota; Metazoa; Chordata; Actinopteri; Salmoniformes; Salmonidae
Gene: lrch1
Product: leucine-rich repeats and calponin homology (CH) domain containing 1
Exons: 20
Coding region: 122-2290 (722 amino acids)
Molecular function (GO): protein binding
Source: RefSeq, a predicted model, not a curated record
AGUCGCAGUGGGAGCGGAGGUAUUCGAAGAGGAAAUUCGCAAACCGUUGGAGUCUCUCCCAUAGUUUGUGCUUGGAUACAGUCAUUGCAGAGCAUUUAUUUUAAAUAAAGCAGGGGCUAAUAUGGCGACGUUGGGACCAGACCCUCGUCCCCAUUCCCAGCUCGCUUCUGCCUCGAUACAAAGUAACAUCAGUGGCAAUAACCUGCCUCCCAACCGCGGCUUGGAAAGAGCGUUGGAAGAAGGAGCGAACUCCGGGUUUUUGAACCUCAGCGCCAGGAAACUCAAAGAAUACCCCAGGACAGCAUCUAACUACGACUUAUCAGAUACGGUGGAAGCAGACCUGUCGAGGAAUCGUUUGGCGGAGGUCCCCUUAGAGGUGUGUCACCUGGUUGCCUUGGAAAUGCUGAACCUCUAUCACAACUGUAUCAAGACCAUUCCUGACACCAUCAUCAACCUACAGUCACUCACCUCCUUAAACCUCAGUCGGAACCAGCUGUGUGCUCUGCCAGCCUCCCUAUGUGGGUUACCCCUACGAGUCCUCAUUGCCAGCAACAACAAACUGGUGUGUAUACCUGAGGCCAUCGGACAGCUCAGGAGCCUCAUGGAGCUGGAUGUGAGCUGUAAUGAGAUCACUGCUCUGCCCCGUCACAUCGGCCGACUCAAGGCCCUCCGAGAACUCAACGUCCGCAGGAACCUGCUCUGUGUCCUACCUGAAGACUUGGCGGAGCUUCCCCUGGUGAAGUUUGAUUUCUCCUGUAACAAGGUGUCCACCAUCCCAGUGUGCUACAGGAAAAUGUCCCAGCUCCAGUCACUACAGCUGGAGAACAACCCCCUACAGAGCCCACCUGCACAGAUCUGCAUAAAGGGAAAAGUUCACGUAUUUAAGUACCUGAGCAUCGAGGCGUGUCGGAGUGACAAGAUGCCUGACUCUCUCUACCUGCCUGUCAUGGAGCGCCUCAGCCUAUCACGCCCCACCACUGGCAGCACGGAGGACAUUGACCAGAAUAAGAAACAGGACACUGACUCAGGAGUUGGCAGUGACAACGGGGACAAGAGACUGUCUGCCACCGAGCCCUCAGACGAGGACAGCUUGAGUCUCAAUGUCCCAAUGUCCCACAUCACAGAGGAGGAGGGGCUAAGCAAAGACGACUCCAACGAACACAUCAGCGCCCUCACAGCGGACGGGGUGCGACUGAUAGAGGAGAGCCCCACUGAGGCCCUGAAGGAACAGUUUGGCUACAGAGACUCUUCUGCUCUCAGCAACUGCUUUGUCAGCUACAUCAAGGGACGGGCGGCAGACUACGACGAGCCCCUCAGGAUAGAAGAAGAAACACACUGGGCCUCUGAACAGACGUCAAAGGUCACAGAAGGAACACACAUUGCCAUGAUCAACCAGCUGAAGGAGGCUGUGGAGCUACUACAAGACCCUAACAGAGUGAAUAUGGAAACAGAGGACCUGUCUGGAAUUCAGCUCUACCCUGUUGAGAUGGUCAUGUUGGAGGACACUCUCAACGGCCAAGGCAGUGAAGGACAAACCACACCCAAGUGGGACACUCCCGAAGGUGGCUUUGAGUUCCAGAAGAAACGAGAGUUGAUUCUAGAGAGGGCCAGGCUGGAGGCCCAGCUUGCAUGCCAACAAUAUGAGACACAUAUGUCCAACCAGGGAGAAGACAGAGUUCCAGGCAGCGGUCCCACGUUUACCACCCCUGCCUUUGGGCUGAAGCCCCGUUCUGCCCCCGCCUCACUGCCCUGCUCGCCCCCGCUCUGUCUCCGCCCCCUCCUCACACAGGCCCCGUCCAUCGAUAGAGACACUCCCCCUAGACCAGGCGAUGGAGGCAUGCACAGCAGUGUAUUCCUGAGGACCCAUAAGAGCCUGGAGUCUGUUGACCCUCAGUUCACCAUGAGGAGGAAGAUGGAACAGCUGAGAGAAGAGCUGGAGCUGAUGGAACAACUCAGAGACAGCAUAGAGAGCAGACUGAAGGUGGCUCUUCCUGAAGACCUAGGCUCCUCCCUCAUGGACGGGGUGGUGCUAUGCCAUCUGGCCAAUCACAUUCGCCCACGCUCCGUGGUCAGCAUCCAUGUGCCCUCGCCUGCUGUGCCCAAACUCAGCAUGGCCAAGUGUCGGCGGAACGUAGAGAACUUCCUGGAUGCCUGUAGGAAAAUGGGCGUUCCUGAGGAUAAGCUGUGUUUGCCUCAUCACAUACUAGAGGAGAAGGGUAUGAUCAAGGUGAGCGUGACGGUCCAGGCGCUGGUGGAUGAGACCUCAACCAAGCAGGCUCUCUUCACGUGAGAGGGAAGGAGACCAACAUAUAGACAGACACACACCCCUUAGUCUGGGGUUCAUUUAGUCAAAGUGACGAACACCGUUGCCAUUGUACCUCCUGAAAUAGCCUUUUCCAAGGGGCUGUAGCCUGUAUCACAGUCUUCCUUUCGUGAUUCUUACAACCAUGGUUUCAAGUUAUAAUGUGAUGCAUGGGGUGCCCUAAAACACAGUAGUGGGCUGUACUAAUGUGGAUAUUCAAAGCUGACAGAGGUGUCCACAUGGAUGGUUUUUAAUUCUUACAGGAGUGCCCUGGUUUGUUAUGGGAGCCUCCAGUACCCUUGGACACUCCUGUAGCUUGAACCCUGCCUACAACAACUUAUAGCAUGUUGCACUGUGUAUGAUUGACUAUGCAUUUCAUGGGCUGUCAGUUUCUACCCCUCUAUUUCUAAGGCCAGGUAUUAUCACCCUCACUAAUUUCAGACUAGACACCUAACACUCCAACAUAGCGGUCGCUCUGCUACAGCUUCCCUAUUUAAAGAUAUUUAUAAUAAAUAUGGCCACGUGGUUGAGAGUUGUAUCCAUUGAAAAUAAUCCCCCAAAUAUUUUUCUCUAAUAGCUAAUAUAUUUUAGGUAUAGUUCUGUAUACUGUAUGUUUUACUUUGAAUUUGUCUCUCACCUCGUCUGUAGAGGUUGAAAUGUUGUCCUAAGAUUGUGGGAACCUGGUGUUUAUGAAUUGGAAUCUGUGGGUAUGUAACUCAGGGAGGAGGUUGUAGGCUUACUACACUGUUAUGAUCCAUUCCCUAGACUGCUUAUUUGUCAAUGGUAUUACUUGCGUGUGGUGUGUGUGUGACUGCAUGCGUGAGAGACAGAAGAAAAGCGUUAGAUGGAAUGAAAAAGAGCGAAUGAAUGGGUUUGUAUAUCCUAGUACAUUCUAUACUGCUAAAUAGCCUUGAAGUGUCUGGUGAUGCUGACCAUGUCAGGUGGUCAUGUAGGACCAGCAAAGUAACUGAAAUGCAUUCACUGAUUUAGAGACACUGUUGGCAGCAUCUGAAGAGUAGUGCUUGAGUGCCCAAUAUCCUACUACUACACAAACAGCAUAACACUCCAAUAUAAGCAUACUAGGUGUGUGUGUGAGUGAGCAGUGGUGUUUUUUUUAUUGUACAGAUAUAAUGCAUUUUCUACAGCUUGGUAUCCAAAGCUUAAGCUUAGCAGUAAAAUCAAACACAUUGUUUCACUGGAUAGAUUUGACAGUUGCCAAAACAACUAAACAGUUUUUUUUCAGAGCCACUUAUGAUCUAAUGUCUUUAGUAUGGUAAUAUCUUUUUAUGAGAAGUGGUGAUGUGAAGCUGUAAUGUGAUGAUAGUUUGUGCAAGUGGGUUUCGUAUUUAGAAAGUAUUUCUAACUUUAUUAAUAUUUUAGUUAAACUAACAGUCACUGCCAUACAUAAACAGCCACACUUCUCAGGCAAAGUGACCAAUCUCUUAAAAUCAGGAUCUGGAGUGAUCUGGUUAACAUGGCUAUAAUGCAAAGUAAUCAUAUUUACAACAGUACCACAAUUCAUGUACAGCGAACUGCCAAAACCGCUUCAAUACACUUAAUGCGCCUUGGCUGGAACUCUUGGAGGGAUGCAAUGCCAUUCUUCCACAAUUUGGUGUUUUGUUGAUGGUGGUGGAAAACGUUGUCUCAGUCGCCUCUCCAGGAUCUCCCAUAAGUUUUCAAUUGAGUUGAGAUCUGGUGACUGACACACGCACACACACACUUAAAAUGAUGGGCAACUGGGAAUUUUUCUACAUACAUGACCCUAAGCAGGAUGAGAUGUCUUAAUUGCUUAAUUAACUCAGGAAUCACACCUGUGUCGAAGCACCUGCUUUCAAUAUACUUUGUAUCCCUCAUUUACUCAAGUGUUUCCUUUAUUUGAUCAAUUACCUGUAUAUAUUGUAGCUUAUAUUUAAAAUAAUUCACAAUGCAUAAAAAAUAUUUUAAAAAAUAUGCACAUUAAUGCUACUUUAAUACUCAAAGUAAUUGCCUUUCCACUUAGCUAAAUAUAACUACUAACGGGUAAAAAUACCAGUAACCCCUUCUCCCAGUUCUAACGUUUUCUUCAAUAUUUUUAUGAUCGACCAGAGAGAUGUGGAGACUGAAGGGAAAUGUGACAGGGAUAUUUGUUAAGAGAAAGUUGCUGUGUAGAUUGUUUCACUUUUAGUCAUUAUGGAGGUUUGGGCCAUGCGCUGCAAACCUUUUUAGAAACUUAACGAGGGGACUUUACAUGAAAAUAGAUCAUUACUUUACUAUUCAUUGAUUAGUCAUUCAAUCCUUUUGACCCUUUGGGAGGUUGAUGUUUAUUGUCAUGAAUCUUGCCCUGGAGACAGAAUUAAGGAUUUAUGCUAGAUGGGCCAGCUGCAAAGUCAAAGUUGGCUAUAUUGAAAAAAUUCAGAGGUUUUUAAAUUUAUGUUUGGGCAUUAGGGUUAGCAGUGUGGUUAUGGUUCAAAUCUGAUAUGACUUUGUGGCUGUGCCAGCUAGUGACCACUCUGCAGAGCAAGAUUCAUUACAAUAAAUGCCAACCUGCCUUUGGGAGUGGCUGUGUGGCUGCCUACAGGCCUGAAAUGAUCUGCACUUUAAAAAUAAGUAUUUAUAGUUGUUUGUUUUGGCAACUAACAAAUCUGAGCUCCAUUUUGAUUUAGAAAUGUGUGUAUGGCAUAAUAUGAAAUGAAUUUGAACUAUAUCAUUGUGAGAAAUGUUAUAACCACAGUGUAACUGUUGACUGCUGAGUGUUGAGCAGUUGUUUUCUACCUUUCUCUGUACAUAGUCCUGAAAGCUUGUACUCAGUUUUGUACUUAUGAUUGGGAGGACAUUUAUUUUAAAGUGAUGGUUUUUUUGUAUGUUUUUUUUUUGCAUUUUGAUGUACCAUAUACAAUUUUGUACCAUUUGUCAAAUUGGUGUAUUUGUUGUACAGCAAUUUGGAUUUGAUUGCAUGAAACACCCCUUUAACGUCACCGUAACUGCUGUGAAUACUCUAUAUAUUUCUCAUCACUUUGAGUAAAGACCUUAUCUGAAAAAAA